GGAGAAACCUAGACCCCUACAUACGCCCUCACUGCUUCCUUCAUCCCUACGCGGACUAUUUCUAUACUUCUCAGAGCUUCAAACCUCGUGGCCGGCCUCGGAAGGACGAUAUCCCAGCAGCGGGACCACCGCCUCUCAUCGGAACCCUUGACUCGUGCGCUGACGGUGCGGAAUGGUUGUUUCUCAGGACGCGCUCGACCGUGUCGUUGCCGGCAAUAGAACAUACGCAAAGAAGACGGCCGAGCGGGACCCCGAAUUCUUCAAGACCCUUGCUCAUGGCCAGAGUCCCGAGAUUCUGUGGAUUGGCUGUGCCGACAGUCGUGUGCCCGAAACCACCAUCUGCGACUGCCAGCCUGGCGAUAUCUUCGUCCACCGCAACAUCGCCAACUGCCUCCAUGCCCAGGACCUCAAUGCCUCCAGUGUCAUCGAGUAUGCCACUACCCACCUGAAAGUCAAGAAGAUCGUCGUCUGCGGCCAUACCAUGUGUGGAGGUGCGAAUGCGGCGCUGGGAGACGCCGACUUGGGUGAGGCGCUCAACACAUGGCUGCUGCCAAUAAGAGAGAUACGGCGGAGGAACAAGGCACUGCUGGACACGCUGCCUAGUGACGAUGCCCGAGGCAAUAAGCUAGCCGAACUCAACGUGCAGCACUCCCUCGAAGUCCUCCGGCAAAUACCAACCGUAAAUAAGGCCAUUAGGGACCGUGGCCUCUCCCUCCACGGCUUGAUCUAUGAUAUCGCAGCGGGCGAGUUGACGGCCUUGGAAGAGACCAAGAAGGGCAAUGGGCUAUGGAGUGCUUCUGCUUAGGUGGGUUAUGUUAUGGCGUAAGAGCGUUGUUGGCUAUUGUCAAACUGUUGGAGUUACGUCUUUCGGAGUCACGCGGGUUUGGCGGAUAGUCUCGACUACCAAGGUUUAUGGUCACGAGAGGUUCCAAGGUUCCUAUACUCACGGUUAUUCUUUCUGAGACCCAUCGAUACUCGGAGUUUUCUCGCUUUUUCGCAUACUUUAGUUUUGUCGUGCUAGUGACUC
Molecule: messenger RNA, 1027 nt
Organism: Mytilinidion resinicola
Lineage: Eukaryota; Fungi; Ascomycota; Dothideomycetes; Mytilinidiales; Mytilinidiaceae
Product: carbonic anhydrase
Exons: 2
Coding region: 173-805 (210 amino acids)
Biological process (GO): cellular response to oxidative stress; cellular response to carbon dioxide
Cellular component (GO): cytoplasm
Molecular function (GO): carbonate dehydratase activity; zinc ion binding
Source: RefSeq, a predicted model, not a curated record